CCACUUUAAAGAACAAGAUCUCAUCGAACAACCGAACACUAUCAGACAUUCGGCACCUCCAUCGUCGAACCACGAUUAAUUAACGAACAAACUAUCAUCAAAUCAAACGUAUCAUAAUGCAAUCGCUUCAACAAUUCACUCAAACUCACUUUUGGGCUGUAAGAGAUUACCUUGCACCUGUCUUAAGGGAAUCUAAAUUCAAAGAACACGGUCGAAUCACUCCAGAGGAGUUUGUUGCAGCAGGAGACUUCCUUUGUUAUAAGUUUCCAACUUGGUCUUGGGAAUCUGGUGAUCCAUCCAAACGUCGUGAUUUCUUACCGGAAAAUAAGCAAUACCUUAUUUCAAGAAAUGUUGCUUGUCUACGUAGAGCCUCUCAAAUGGUUUACACAGACGCCGAUGAAGACGCUGAGACAAUGAUGAGUUUUGCGGCCGAAGGAGCCGUGAAGACAGGCGAUGAUGAAGAUUGGGCUGUGACUCACACUGCUCGAACUGCACAAUCUGCUAAAACAGAUAUCGGAGAUAUUCCAGAUGUAGAACCUAAUGUAGCAUCCCUCUCACUUUCUUCUGAUAUCAACGCUCCAUCGAUGCCAGAUGGUGAAGAAGCUAUUCCGAAUAUGGAUGAUAUUCCAGACAUGGAUGAUGAACUUGAAGGUGGCGGUGGGGUUAUUGAGGAAGCUGAUGAUGCGACAGCAACUCAAGCAGCUGCCGACCCUGCCUCCGGAUCUAAAAUUGAAGUUGGUCAGACUAAUCCUAGUAAUCUGGUGAUCGUUCGUACCUACGAUUGUCUUAUCACGUAUGACAAGUACUAUCAAACUCCCAGGAUGUGGUUGAUGGGAUACGAUGAACACAAGAAUCCGUUAACACCCACUCAAACCUUCUCCGACAUUUCCUCUGAUUACGCUCAGAAGACAGUAACGAUCGAACCUUUCCCUCAUCUCAAUGGUCUCAACCUUGCCUCAGUCCAUCCUUGUAAACAUGCUAGUGUGAUGAAAAAGGUCAUUGAACGUAUGGAUGGAAGUUUCAAAGAAGCUCAACAGAAAGCAGCUGGUGGUAAUGUUGGUAGUAGUGGAAAGAAAAAAGGAUGGAUUGGUGGAGUAGUAAAGAAAGCUACAGGUGUAGUGAAGGAUAAAGAGAAAGAAAAGGAAAAGAAGGGUGGAAGUCCUACAGCUGCUUCUCAUGCAGAUGGCCAGGAGACUGAAGUUGAGGGUUUGAGAGUUGAUCAAUAUCUGCUCGUUUUCUUGAAGUUUAUCUCAUCUGUGGUCCCAACAAUCGAAAUUGAUAGCACAACAAGUGUUUAAACAAUAGAAAUCUUGCUUACAUCAGUUCAUCACUUUUUAUUCUUCUCCUCAUCAUGGUUUAUGUUCUUUCUCUCUCAGUUUUUUUUUCUUAACGAUCUUAUACUGGAAUGAUGAGUCCAAUAUUGGUGCCAGUACGAAAUGCAAUUUACGAAGAUUUUCUCAUCCUUAAAUUCAAAUACUUGUCUCUUAUGUAUUUGUUAGUGUUUUUUUUGAUUGAGUGCUUCCUAGUCAGACCAAAUCUUAUUGCAUUGUAUAUGUGCGACUUUUUUGAUACAUACAUUUGUGCUUUGUUGUGAUUGAUUGGAUCAGAAAAGGAAGUUUUAUUUGUCUUGAAGAUUGUGAGGUAGUGCACAAUAUGGGGAGAUGUAGAUUGAAGAGUGUGGACCUGUGUGGACCUUGGCUACAUACUUUUCUUUGCAAGGAAAUUGAAAGAUCGGUUC
Melampsora larici-populina 98AG31 is the source of this 1738-nucleotide messenger RNA. RefSeq lists its product as uncharacterized. NCBI's taxonomy places the organism in Eukaryota, Fungi, Basidiomycota, Pucciniomycetes, Pucciniales, Melampsoraceae. The transcript is spliced from 6 exons. Gene Ontology annotation, biological process: autophagosome assembly; autophagy of mitochondrion; nucleophagy. Gene Ontology annotation, molecular function: Atg8-family ligase activity. Gene Ontology annotation, cellular component: cytosol; cytoplasmic ubiquitin ligase complex. The coding region runs from base 117 to 1298 and encodes 393 amino acids. The record is from RefSeq and is a predicted model, not a curated record.